AUGGCAGUGCGUCUAUCCGGGUUGCAGCGCGAGGUCAUCAAACUAUAUCGACGCUGUCUACGUGAAGCUGCGAAGAAGCCAGAGGCGACGAGACAGAACUUCCGCAAUGCUGCACAACGGGAAUUUCGCAAGAACACGAAGGUCGACAAGAAGGACUUUGCUGCCGUGGAGACUCUUUUGAGAAUGGGCUAUCGGAAGCUGGACCUCUAUUCGUCCCCUGGUGUUCGCGACAUUCAUUGA
Molecule: messenger RNA, 240 nt
Organism: Exophiala bonariae
Lineage: Eukaryota; Fungi; Ascomycota; Eurotiomycetes; Chaetothyriales; Herpotrichiellaceae
Exons: 3
Coding region: 1-240 (79 amino acids)
Biological process (GO): mitochondrial respiratory chain complex II assembly
Cellular component (GO): mitochondrion
Source: RefSeq, a predicted model, not a curated record